Messenger RNA from Thunnus maccoyii (southern bluefin tuna), 3062 nucleotides. It is a transcript of the gene fbxl3l, whose product is annotated as F-box and leucine-rich repeat protein 3, like. Gene Ontology annotation, molecular function: protein binding. Gene Ontology annotation, biological process: entrainment of circadian clock by photoperiod; G2/M transition of mitotic cell cycle; SCF-dependent proteasomal ubiquitin-dependent protein catabolic process. Gene Ontology annotation, cellular component: SCF ubiquitin ligase complex; cytosol; nucleus. NCBI's taxonomy places the organism in Eukaryota, Metazoa, Chordata, Actinopteri, Scombriformes, Scombridae. The coding region runs from base 537 to 1835 and encodes 432 amino acids. The transcript has 6 exons. The record is from RefSeq and is a predicted model, not a curated record.
CAACUAAAACCUGGCCAUCAACUACAAGCAGUUACUCCCCCAGUUGUCCUCCAACUCAGUGUGCAGGAGACAUCCAUCAACAAAACAACUGCUAAAUAUCAAUAAAAGCAUAAACAACUAAACACUAACAGUCUUUUUGUUGGCUUUUAUAAGCAGCAGGAAGAUGAAAUGCCAUCAUGAAGAUCCACCACUAACCAAUCCUGCCUGUCACAGCAGAAGUAAGUCUGUGAUAUUUCUGCAUAUUGUGACAGAUUCCAGGUUUACACAGCUGGAUUUUUUAGACAACUUUGCUGCCUUGAGUCAGUUAUGCCCAGCAGGUCCAUGUUUUCCUCCGCUCACGUGUACCGGCUGCUCGGCCGCGCCCGUCAAGCUGUCGCUAAAGCCGGGAGGAGCUGCUCCUGCUGCUCCUGCUGUCCUACAUCAACAGCAGCCUGGGUCUCUCCAGUCAUCUCCAGCCAUGGCUCUAUGUGAACGCUGUCUACUCCACCGACAGAGCACCAAACCAAGAGGAAACUGCUGUUUUUAAGACGUCCAUAAUGAAACGAGGAAGGACAGGUCUCAGAUCAAAGUGCCAGAUCUUCCCGACCCGUGAGGAGAGGGCUAAGAGCAAGAAGCAUAGUGCGUCCAGCUUCGCCCUGAUUCCAGCAGAGGAAUGGGGUAACCUGCCCCACAACAUCGUGCUGCAGAUCUUCCAGCAUCUGUCCCUCGUAGACCGGGCCAGGGCUUCGUCUGUGUGCCGACACUGGAAUGACAUCUUUCACACCCCAGCCCUGUGGAGGAGGUUCGAGUUUGAGCUCAAUCAGUCGGCCACGUCUUACCUGCGCUCCACUCACCCUGACCUGAUUCAGCAGAUCAUCAAGAAGCACGCCCAGCACCUGCAGUACGUCAGCUUCAAGGUGGACAGCUGCACAGAAUCUGCAGAGGCGGCCUGUGACAUUCUCUCCCAGCUGGUGAACUGCACCAUUAAGACCCUGGGGCUGAUUUCCACAGCGAGGCCGAGCUUCAUGGAUGUUGCUCAGGCCCACUUUGUGUCUGCACUGACAGUGGUGUUUGUCAACUCCAAGUCCCUGUCCUCUAUCAAGAUUGAUGAUACGCCAGUGGACGAUCCGUCCCUGAAGGUGCUGGUUGCCAAUAACAGUGAUACCCUUAAGUUGCUGAAGAUGAGCAGCUGUCCUCAUGUCUCCCCAGCAGGCAUCUUGUGUGUGGCAGACCAGUGCCACGGACUCAGGGAGCUGGCAUUGAACUACCAUCUGCUGAGCGACGAGCUACUGCUUGCCCUCUCCUCUGAAAAACACGUCCACCUGGAGCAUCUGCGCAUUGACGUGGUGAGCGAAAAUCCUGGCCAGACGCACUUUCACACCAUUAAGAGGAGCAGCUGGGAGGCUUUGGUGAGACACUCACCUAAGGUCAACAUUGUCAUGUACUUCUUCCUGUACGAGGAGGAGUUUGAGCCCUUCUUUUGUGAUGAGACCCCUGUCACCCACCUGUACUUUGGCCGCGCAGUUAGCAAAGGGAUGCUGGGUCGCAUCGGACUGAACUGCCCUCGACUGGUGGAGCUGGUGGUGUGCGCCAACGGCCUGGAGCCCCUGGAUGAGGAGCUGAUCCGUAUCGCUGAACGCUGCAAAAGCUUGACGGCCAUCGGGCUGGGCGAGUGCGAAGUGACCUGCAGUGGCUUCGUGGAAUUUGUGAAGAUGUGCGGGGGCAGGCUGACUCAGCUGUCAAUCAUGGAGGAGGUGCUGAUCCCGGACAGCAGCUACAACAUGGAGCAGAUCCACAGCGAGGUCUCGAAGCACUUGGGCCGCAUGUGGUUCCCUGAUAUGAUGCCCACCUGGUAGGCUGACACGAAGCCAGAGUGGAGGGUUGAUAAGGAAGUACGUGACCUUUAAGUUUCAACAGAGUGUGUCCACAGUUACACUUUUCACUGUGAAACUGACACACAGUUUCAGUAUUAGAUUGCAGUGUAAACUGUCUGGCUAUUGUGUGAGCACUCAGCUUUCUUUCUAUGCAUAGAUAGCGUGAUGUGAAAAUUUGGACUGUAGUAGGUAUUUUCUCUCUGUGAUGGAGGACAUUUUGUGCAAUGCCACAUUUACAUUUUUGAACAUGAUCUAAAUUUACAGUCACUGCAGCCUUUCAGCCAUCGUGUAAAUCUAUCUGUAUCUGCCAUCUGCUGGUUGCUUAUGUUUAAAAUAUCACGCUUAAUCUUCAUCUUGAACAUCAUCAAACAUCAAGGAAAAUUCCACCUUCAUGUGCUUUUACACUGCUGUAUAUCUUCAGUAUCAUUAACUUGUGUUGCAAAAUGCAUUCCAGGUGUUUUUGUUAUUGUUGUACUACACAUUUUCACUCUAUCCACUAAGCCUCAGCAGGCCUCAUCUACUUCUGCCUCAGUUCAGGAUUUCCUACAUUUCCCAGAAUGCCGUACAGUUUGAGAAGCAGAGACUCUGCCUGGACUUGCUGUAUCCAACUGUUGGUAGAGUGAGAGCUCUGACAAUAAUGAUGCUAAUGCAGUGCAAGGAGAACAAGAGUUUCCUGUUGAGUGAGAAUCACACCUUUACACAAAACACAAUACGUUUUUUGUAUUCUUUGUCUACGUCUGCCAGUAUCAGUCGAGACUUUGAUAUUAAUUACUUAACAAUAUCUUCAAGUAAAAUAUCUGAAAGUGUUAUUUUAAUUUGAAGGCCCUAAAUGGUGUUACCAUAUUGAACUGUUUAGAUUGUGGUUGUUGUUAAACCAUUCAUACAGAUUGUCUUCUGACAGGUCAACAGUUCCUUUCAUUUUCUUUUUUUCACUGCUGAAAUCAGUUUUUACUAGUGCAAAAGUCUGAAAUCUAAGUUGAUUAGAUUUACAGACAUCUUAUCUUAUUUUUACCUAUCAAACUUCAUUGUUGCUGCAAUGGAAAUAUCUCAGUAUGAUGUUUGUCACCAUCUAAUCCUCAAGAAUAAGAUUAAAUCCAGCCAAACAACGAAAUGGAUACAAUACAAAGAACAAUGUUAAAGCGUGUUGGUAUAUUUUUCUUUUUUUUGUUACAGAAAUAAUCAGUAACAAAACAUUUUGAUAUUUACUGA